Molecule: messenger RNA, 1230 nt
Organism: Fusarium subglutinans
Lineage: Eukaryota; Fungi; Ascomycota; Sordariomycetes; Hypocreales; Nectriaceae
Product: QDE-2-interacting protein
Exons: 1
Coding region: 1-1230 (409 amino acids)
Source: RefSeq, a predicted model, not a curated record
AUGAGACCAUCAUCAAAACCAUUACAACCAAAGCCGUCAUCUGAAGCGAAACCACUACAACCCACAAGAUUCACGUUUGUCCCAGUGUCAGAGUGGGCACCAGAGAGAGCCCCGUUACAUGAGUCACAGAAAAACAAGACAGGAAGAUCACCAAGGGAAAAACAGACUCCCAAAAGACCACAAAUAUCAAAACCGGAAGAUGAACCAGAACCAGAACCAGGAUCAGAGAGAAAAACACAGGAACCAACAGAAAUUAACCUACAGCAGGACAAGCCAGAGUUUGAUAAACGGUAUUUGAUUGCAAACUUGAAAGAGGAAGAAGCCAAGUUCAGGGCCACACGAGCCAGCAUGACUCGGGCAGAAAGAAAGAAGGCAUGGAACGACCUGGCGGGAUUCUCACUGGAAACACCUUAUUCAAGAAAGCUGUACGGCAAACCUCAGGAUUUCAGGUUGGCCAGGAGGCUCAGAGCAACUGAGCUGAUUCGGAUGGUAUUCGGCUAUCAGCUCACUGCACGCUUAAAAAAAGAGAUGGAAUCCAGGGUACCGAACCGGCUUCGAGGCAGCAAUAUGAGAGAUGUCAGACUCAUAUGUGUCGACACUGACAAGGCCAAGAAAAUGCCCGGAGAACCAAGCAAGACCGAGUCGUUCCAUCUCGGUGUGGCUAUUCUGGACACCAGGGAUCUCCGAGACGUCAUCCGACAUGGCUUCAAACUUGAUAAUCCAUCAGAUCUCAUUCGAACAUAUCAGUUUGUCGUCCAAGACAGCGUGCCCAAAGUGGACCAUUUCUGUUUCGGCGACACAGAGGCCAUAUCUGUAGGCGACUUGAGGCGCAGAUUUGUUGAGUGGCAGGGAGGAAGAGACGUGAUCGGCGUUGCAUACUCGGCUCACAGCGACCUGGCCAUCUUGAAAGAGUUCAACAUCAUCCUGAGCACAAUCUUCUGGAUCGAUCUGGCCCUAGCACAAUACAUUCCAUUUCAAGAAGCAACUGCACCAUCGCUGGCGGUUGUGAUGAACAGGCUGAGGAUCCGCUACGCAGGCAAGCUGCACGAACCGGGGAACGACGCGCAUUUCACCAUGAGGACUCUCCUUGGACUCGCAGUUCUGGAUUUCUGGCGCGAGUGGACUUAUUGGGAAGAUGGGCUCAGUGCUAUCCCAAGCUGGUACGGCCUAGCUACAAAGAUAAUUAGGGCUGAGACCCCAAGACCAGAACGACAUUUCUCUAUGGAUUGA